Beta vulgaris subsp. vulgaris (sugar beet) is the source of this 2513-nucleotide messenger RNA. RefSeq names its product putative pentatricopeptide repeat-containing protein At1g12700, mitochondrial. Bases 170 to 2044 code for a protein of 624 amino acids. Gene Ontology annotation, molecular function: protein binding. NCBI's taxonomy places the organism in Eukaryota, Viridiplantae, Streptophyta, Magnoliopsida, Caryophyllales, Amaranthaceae. The transcript has a single exon. The record is from RefSeq and is a predicted model, not a curated record.
AUAACUAAAGUAACUAUGAUUCUAUGAAUAUCUCUCUACCAAAUAACUGCAGCCUCUCCUUAAAGCAGAGAAGGAGAUAGUUGGUCUGUUAAUGAAAAAGCUCCGAAAUUUGUUUGAGAAGUAGCAAGUAUUAUUUUCUCAUCGAAUCAGUUAUUAUGGUGGUUCAUAAAUGAAGAUGAUUUUGAGAGAUAUGGUGUUGUUGAGGAGCAAAACUGCUGCAAUUCCACUUGUUCAUUCUUCUGGUAUUCUUCUUCCUCUCUCUCCUCCUUUCUUUCCUUCCAUUUUCAUAUCUUUAUUUUCUUGUCGAAAUUAUACAUAUGGUGCAACAUAUCAUCAUGUUGAUAUACAUGUUGAUGACCGUCAAUUGUUCCUAAAGUCUGUGAGACAUGAAUGCAAAUUAGGGUUUCACAAGAUUAAUCAUCCCCUUUCUCUGUUUGAUGCUAUGAUAUCUUUGAGUCCUCUUCCUUGUAUAAUUGAUUUCAAUCAGCUUUUAAGUGCAAUGUGUAAGAUUAAACCCCACCCCCCUUUCUCCAUUGUCAUCUCUCUCUUUCGCCAGCUUCAGCUGUCCAGUCUCCCCCUUGAUCAUUAUUCCCUGUCCAUCCUUGCCAAUUGUUACUGCCGCUUGGGUCGUGUUGAUUUCGGGUUUUCUGUUCUCACCAAGCUGUUUAAGAUGGGACAUCAGCCUGAUAUUGUCACUUUCACUACAUUGAUUAAUGGGCUUAUUCAUUUUGAUCGACUGGACGAAGCUGUUCAAUUGCUCGAUAAGACCAUCAAGCUUGGUUUCCGACCUGACAUCUUCACCUACGGGACUAUGUUUAAAGGUCUCUGCAAACGAGGAAACAAUGUUGGUGCUCUUAAGUUGCUUCGCACCAUGGAAUCUCAUGGCCAUUGCCUGCCUAAUGCUGUCAUAUAUACUACCAUCAUUGACAGUCUCUGCAAAGAUAAGUUUUUAUCUAAAGCCCUCAAACUUUUUCAGGAGAUGAAAAACAAGCGUAUUUCCCCUAAUGUCAUCACUUACAAUACGCUAAUUCGUGGUAUGUGCACUAUGGGGAAGUGGAAAGAUGCUCAAGAGAUGUUGACUCAGAUGUUGGACAACAAUGUAGUUGCUGAAGUGGAGACCUACAACAUGUUGAUUGACAUGUAUUGUAAAGAAGGGAUGGUUGCUGAAGCAAGGGCUAUAUUUGAUUCCAUGAUUGACAGUGGUCAGGUUCCAAAUAUCAUCACUUAUAGUGCUUUAAUGGAUGGAUAUUGCUUAUGUGGUGAGAUGGAAGAAGCUGAAAAGGUAAUGGAUUUGAUGGUAAAACAUGACCACAAACCUAAUGUGGUUACUUUUAACAGCUUAAUCAAUGGAUAUUCAAAGGCUAAAAAGGUUGACAAAGCUGUGCAUCUUUUCCAAGAAAUGCCACAUAAAGGACUUACUCCUAAUGUUGUCACAUAUAACACUCUAAUUGAUGCUCUGUGCAAGGACAAUCAAGUACAUUUUGCACGCAAGCUCUUUAAAGAUAUGGAAUCUCAUGGCUUAAAACCAGAUGUAGUCACUUAUAAUUCGUUGAUUCAUGGUCUAUGUCAAAAUGCACUGAUUGACGAGGCAUUACACAUGUUUAAUGACAUGAAGAGCGGUGGUGUGAUCCCCGAUACUUUCACGUACACUAUCUUUAUUGAUGGCUUGUGUGAAGCUGGCCGACUUGAAGAGGCUGUGAAUAUCUUCUCCUUUCUUGUAGCUAAGGAGUUACCCCUAAAUGUGCGUACCUACACUGCAAUGAUCAAAGGAUUUUGUAAGAAAGGGCUACUAACUGAUGCUCAAGAGGUAGUAAAGAAAAUGGUAGAUGAUGGAUGUCCUCCAGAUGAGUGCACCUACAAUACAAUUAUUAGGGGAUUCCUUCAGGGUAAUGAUCUUAGCAAGGCUUUGGAGCUUGUCACCAUUAUGACCAGCAAAGGAUUUGCAGCUGACGCUCAGACUACUUCGCUAUUUGCUUACUUACUCAUUGAUCCCAGAGUUAGUGAAGAAAACAAGGCCUUGCUUCGAAAGUUCUUCGAGAAAUGAGUACUUUGUAGUUGCAGUUUUCAUUUUGAAAUGCUAAAAGCCAGCAUUUGUACAGAAAGAGUUAGAUGACCAUGCUUCUAGCUCAGUGAUACGUUUGCUCAUUUCAAUUAGCUGAAUAAGUUGCGAUCAACCUGAGUUAUUCAAAUUUUUACAUUUGGAAGUGUUGCCUGAUUCUUUGCUGAAACCAUAGUUCCUUAGAUGACCCUAUGGAGUGAUCCUGAUGAUAGCUAUCACUGUCGCGUUAAUAUGGUGUAGUAUGAAUUAGCUGGAUAGUAACUGGCCGGUAAGUGUCCUUUUUGCUCUGGGUUUGUUUCUCGGCUUAGGUGUAGGUGGUUUUUGUUCCUGAGAGAAACAAUAGAUUUAAUAUUGACAAACGUAGUUUGAUUUAUACUCUCUUUGCUCAUUAAGUGGGAGUACUUGGAUUAUUUGGCCUCUAAUACACAAUGCCUUUAAGCUGUUGUGAUUACCA